Microtus ochrogaster (prairie vole) is the source of this 9048-nucleotide messenger RNA. It is a transcript of the gene Slc7a14, whose product is annotated as solute carrier family 7 member 14. The record is from RefSeq and is a predicted model, not a curated record. The coding region runs from base 328 to 2475 and encodes 715 amino acids. Gene Ontology annotation, cellular component: plasma membrane. Gene Ontology annotation, molecular function: amino acid transmembrane transporter activity. NCBI's taxonomy places the organism in Eukaryota, Metazoa, Chordata, Mammalia, Rodentia, Cricetidae. The transcript has 8 exons. Gene Ontology annotation, biological process: transmembrane transport; amino acid transport.
GACCAGACUGGCAGGCGCUGGAGGGGUGCGGAGGGGUUUAGAUCUGAAUAAUUGAGGAGCGAUUCAGCAGCAGCCGCUGCCUCCCGUCUUCCUUUACCACCAUCACCGCUCCCACCUCAGCUCUAAGUGCAGAUCGCCGGCCAUCAGCAUCCAGGUCAUCACCUCCAGCCCCUCUGACGUUCAUGCCCAAGUCAAGACGGCUUUGGGUCCCACUGGGCCUUUCUUAAAAGGACACACACUCAUUGCUCCAUGAGUUCAAGGGUCAUCCACUAAGACUUCUGUACUCAUUACCAUCGUCAAACCUUCACUGCAACCGUACCAUUCACGAUGAGUGGUUUUCUGGCCUCCGUGGACCCCCGGCGGGUGCAGUGGGGGGCUGCCUGGUACGCAAUGCACUCUCGGAUCCUGCGCACCAAGCCAGUGGAGUCCAUGCUAGAAGGAACCGGGACUACCACCGCGCAUGGCACCAAGCUAGCCCAGGUGCUCACCACCGUGGACCUCAUCUCUCUCGGAGUCGGCAGCUGCGUGGGCACUGGCAUGUAUGUGGUGUCUGGGCUGGUGGCCAAGGAAAUGGCAGGACCUGGCGUGAUUGUGUCCUUCAUCAUUGCUGCCGUUGCGUCUAUACUAUCAGGUGUGUGCUAUGCGGAGUUUGGAGUUCGAGUCCCCAAGACUACGGGAUCUGCCUACACCUACAGCUAUGUCACUGUUGGGGAAUUUGUGGCAUUUUUCAUUGGCUGGAACUUGAUCCUGGAGUACCUGAUUGGCACGGCAGCUGGCGCCAGUGCCCUGAGCAGCAUGUUUGACUCCCUAGCAAACCAUACCAUCAGCCGCUGGAUGGUGGACACAGUGGGCACGUGUCAUCCUGUAGGGAAAGGAGAGGAGUCCUACCCAGACCUUCUGGCUCUGGUGAUUGCUGUCAUCGUGACCGUCAUCGUGGCUCUAGGGGUGAAGAAUUCUGUGGGCUUCAACAACGUCCUCAACGUACUGAACCUGGCAGUGUGGGUGUUCAUCAUGAUCGCAGGCUUCUUCUUCGUUAAUGGCAAAUACUGGGCUGAGGGCCAGUUCUUGCCCCACGGCUGGUCAGGGGUGCUGCAAGGAGCAGCCACGUGUUUCUAUGCUUUCAUUGGCUUUGACAUCAUUGCCACCACUGGGGAAGAAGCCAAGAACCCCAACACAUCCAUCCCGUACGCUAUCACCGCGUCCCUGGUCAUCUGCCUGACAGCGUAUGUGACUGGACAGUGUGCAAGGAGUGGGCUGUCGGCCAAGCAACUCAGGUUCCUGGCUCACGUGAGCUCCUACACAGAGACGCCAGUGGUAGCUUGCAUCGUGUCAGGGUUCCUGGCCGCUCUCCUCUCACUGCUGGUCAGUCUGAGGGACCUGAUAGAGAUGAUGUCCAUUGGCACACUCCUUGCCUACACCUUGGUCUCUGUCUGUGUCUUGCUCCUACGAUACCAACCCGAGAGUGACAUCGAUGGCUUUGUCAAGUUCCUGUCUGAGGAGCACACCAAGAAGAAGGAAGGCAUCCUGGCUGACUGUGAGAAGGAAACCUGCUCCCCUGUGAGUGAAGGGGAGGAGUUCUCCAGCACUGCCACCAACACCUGCGGGGCCAAGAACCUGCCAUCUUUGGGGGACAAUGAGAUGCUCAUAGGGAAAUCAGAUAAGUCCACCUACAACGUAAGCCACCCCAACUACGGCACUGUGGACAUGACCACGGGCAUAGAAGCCGAUGAGUCAGAAAACAUCUAUCUCAUCAAGCUGAAGAAGCUGAUUGGACCCCGAUACUAUACGAUGAGAAUCCGGCUGGGCCUUCCAGGCAAAAUGGACCGGCCCACAGCAGCGACAGGGCACACGGUGACCAUCUGUGUACUCCUGCUCUUCAUCCUCAUGUUCAUCUUCUGCUCCUUCAUCAUCUUUGGCUCCGACUACAUCUCGGGCCGGAGCUGGUGGGCCAUCCUUCUGGUUGUUCUGAUGGUGCUGCUGAUCAGUGUGCUGGUGUUUGUAAUCCUGCAGCAGCCAGAGAACCCCAAGAAGCUGCCGUACAUGGCCCCCUGCCUGCCCUUUGUGCCUGCCUUCGCCAUGCUGGUGAAUAUCUAUCUCAUGCUAAAGCUCUCCACCAUCACAUGGAUCCGGUUUGCGGUCUGGUGCUUUGUGGGUCUGCUCAUUUAUUUUGGGUACGGCAUCUGGAACAGCACCCUGGAAAUCAGCGCCAGAGAGCAGGCCCUGCACCAAAGCAUGUAUCAACGCUACGAUGUGGAUGACCCCUUUUCCGUGGAGGAGGGAUUCUCCUAUGCCACUGAGGGCGAGAGCCAGGAGGACUGGGGCGGGCCAGCCGAGGACAAAGGCUUCUAUUACCAACAGAUGUCAGAGGCGAAGACAAACGCCCGGACGAGUAGCAAAGCGAAAAGUAAAAGCAAGCACAAGCAGAACUCAGAGGCCCUGAUUGCAAACGAUGAGUUAGAUUACUCUCCGGAGUAGGGCUGAACUGCGGGAGCCGAGCGGGUGGCUUCUCUGCGAAUCCAGCCUGUGUGCUGGCAGGUGGAACCUUCUUCCGACUCUCAUUUCACAAACUUCCCCAAAGGCCAUCCCCAGACACAACCUGUCAUUUGCUAUUUUUGCUGUUCAGGAAAGUUCUAUUGAAAGGUUUUACCCAGGGCCCUUAAUUGACCCCCAUGUAAAAAAAAAAAAAUCAAAAUCAAAUGAAAUUCUAUGUUAGCGAGCUGUCCCAGCCGAGGACAGCAAAUGUUUCCUUUGCAGGAUGGAUCUUCGUGCUAAGAUCCGAGCAGGCUUUCCUCCAACCCUGCUGAGGCUGCAGGCCCUUGGGAGAGGAGCCACAAAGGUGGCUGUGGUGUGAGGUGGCUCUACAGCCCCCAGAGCAAAACUAGGAGCUGCUCCCCCAGGCCUGUAGGUCAGGCUCUUCAGGACUUUCUCAGUCAGCAACACUGUGUCCUUAAAUCUCACCUCCCCAAAACUAUCCACAGAGAAGACCGGCUUCUCUUUACUCACCAAAGUUCUUACAAUUUCCAGACUAUAAGGUUAGGAUCCAGAAAAGACAGAAGACUCUGAGACCAUAUUCCCCAUAAAACAACCUCGUAGUCAUCAAAGUAUAGUAAGAAGUACCACCAAAUCUUUACUUAAAUGCUCAAGAAAAAAAAGAAAGAAAAGCUGAAGUAACCGUCUCUCGAAUAGAGGUCAGGAAGGCAUUGGCAGAAAUGAACUGUCUGUCAUGCGUUCCCUUACACCAGACUCUGAGGUCCCGAAGGUCUGGGGAAAGGGCAGAGGUCGAGUGUGAUUGCAGGUUUCUGAUAUGCCUGGAAGAAACGGGCUAUUUGUUCUAUAAUCAGAUAAAAAUCUUUGCGAGGAGCAGUAACCCAGCCACUGAGAUCACAUUGCAAAUCCUACUUCAUAUCUCUAAAAUUAUAAAAUCUGCAGGGUUUUUCCUCUUUGGCUAGGUGACUGCCUGGUUGGACCCUGCUGGUUCCCAGAGAUGUAGAAGACCCGGAACUUGGGUCACACAGCUCAUAGAGCUCAAAUUCCCACCUGGACCUCCCUCCUCUAGGCUAGCUCACUUUUAGAGUGUUUUUCAUCUUGGUUCCGAAAGCACCUUCCCUGAGGUCCAGAGAAAUGACUGUCUGGUGGGGGUUAAGCAUAGGCCUCCAAAGGGAUUCUUAAAGAAUUUUCUCCAAAACAGGAUAGAUGAAUUUACAACAGAAAAACAUGUGGCUUCAGUAGCAUGUGUGCACAUGUGUAUGAAAACAAAUUUCUCUCACUAAGAUUUCUGCGAGAAUUUUUUUGGAAAUGGGGCAAAAGAGCAAAUUCCUUGCCCUCUGCUCCUCAAUUCAUCAUCCGCCAAAAAUUUUCAUGAAUAUCAACUAACAUCACUUCUUUCUUGCUUGCUCCGAGGCGCAUGUUUUCUUGGCAUGUACUUAGGUUACAGAGAGAAGGCAUGCUUCCUGUUGAGCUGACUGCCUAAAAUACACCAGCGGCUAAGUAGAGGCCUCCAGGAGAUCUGUAACUUCAGCCCUCGGAACCUAGGAGACAGCAGGGUCCCAUGACAGAUACAAGAAGCUCAACGUAACAGAUAAAGAUCAACUGAAACUAUUUUUUUAAUGAUGCUUUCAGAUCAGUUGUGUACCAUGCUCUCAGCCUAUGUCUGCCAGUGCACUAAAAUAAGUAGUUUUUACAUCUCUUUCAUCACUCUAUAUUAACUAUGUAGAACCUGGCUUUCAGUACUCAUUCUUACCAUUUUUAUGUAAUGUCUGACAAAGCUGUUUCCUCUUCCCUAAACUUAACCAUCACAAUGCAGUGCCUGGCCUGCAACAAACACCCUGGAGAACUCCCUGUAAGAUAAUUAUGAGUCAUGUCUGUCAAAUCUAAGUUCUAAACUGGGGUGGGAUGCAGAAAACCUGCCUAGUAGAAACAGCUAUUAAGCUGGGUCUGCUUCUCAAUAAAUGGGGCAGUGUUCUCUUCCUUAGAUAUGGUUAGGAGAAAUAUGGAUGCAAUGUGACAAAUCUUAACACGGGUGGAAAGUUACAUCUUACUGGUGGUGUUUAGGGAUUAAAGUAGCAAUGGUCUGGUGGCAGGUGUGUGCUAUUUCUGUAGCAUAAGAAAGAGCAUGGGCUUUACUGUUGAUGUCAUUAGUGUUGUUUCUGUGCAGAGCCAAUGAAUUAUUCUCAUCUCGGAUGCCAUUUUUCUCAGUUAGAAGCUUUAGAUGUUUUCAAUCGUUGCUCUCAUCAUUUGUCUAAAAUUGUUGGGGUUAUCUUCUUAGCUGCCUUGGGUUUUAAUAUAUAUAUAUGUAUAGUUUGGGAAGUUUUCUCAGGUACGUAGCAUGUUUUCACCACGUUUUUUCCACUCCUGUGAAAGAGUCCUAGGUUUCACAAGAAGGUUUUGAAAUACCAUCAUAUUUGAACAUCGUGUUUAUGAGACUGCAUUAAAAGUAGGGUUACCUUAUAAAUAAGUCUCUUAGAAAAACUCCUCCGAUGGGGGUUCAGUGUAUGUGGGAUGUCUAAUUUUGGAGCCAAUAAUUUAAUCUUUUAAUUUAAUUCUAUUUAUUAACACUCUGCCUCAUUUCGUUAAGAUUGGAGGCAGCUGUUAAAACACAAGUGCUCCAAAGCCCAGGGGAAGAAUACAGUGAAAAUGGGCGGAGAAAGGGAAACUUGGAGCCAGAAUGUGUGAAACACACAAGCGCAAGGACUCUCAAGGGGUUUGCUGAGUUUUCCAGUGGAGAACACCUUAGAAAGCAAUAGGCCUGUCAGUAAUGACAGCCAGGACUGCUACAUGAUAAUAAAUAAUUAAUAAAUAAACCUUUCCCCCUGAGGGCAGAGUGUUAAAGCAGCACAGACCCCUGACACCCACAGAGAAGCUCCAAAGCUAGAUUACACUAACUACGUGUACCUAAUGGUUAGUGGAUAUCAAGAAAUACCUGCUGGACAGUGGUGGUGCACGCCUUUAAUCCAGCACUGAGGAGGCAGAGGCAGGCGGAUCUCUGAGUUAGAGGCCAGCCUGGUCGACAAGAGCUAGUUCCAGGACAGCCAGGGCUACACAGAAAGUCCUUGUCUAGAAAAAAGGAAGCAAGGAUGAUAUUAUUGGUGGGGACCAUGAGGGGAUAAAUGAAAUAAAGGAAAAUAAGCCACCUAUUCAGGAGUUAUUCACAGAGUACCCGCUGUGUGCUAUGGCAUACUCUGAGGCCAUGAUAAGUGGAAGGUUCAGUUCUUAAGAAAUAACAUCGAGAGAACUGGCCAGACAGCUCAGAGGGUCAACGGCUUCCCUAGCAAACCUGAUGACUUCAGUUCAAUCCCUGGAACCUGCAUAAACAUGGAAGAAGUGACUCCACAUAUCUGUUCUCAGACCUUCACAUGGGUGUUCUGGGACACACACUCACUCACACACACACACACACACACACACACACACAAACUAUGCAUACACAUUCAGUAAUCAUAAACAAAACUUUUGAAGAAAUCUAUUUAGAAUCGUAUCAAAGAUGGCAGGCAGGAUGGAGAUAAGAACGUGCUUUUGGGCUUAAAUGUGGCAAACACCUCCACACGUUGGAGAGAUCAAAGAACACGGUGUACACGCAGCCUGUGGAAGCAGCAGAGCCUUAGCAAGGCAGAAACAGAAGAGAGGCAUGCAGAGGACAGCUAAGAUGCAGACUGUGGCUGAGGGCUCCCUGAGUUUUGUUCUUUGCCUUCCUCCAGGAAAAGUAAGGAGCUGGUGUAGCUGUCGCUAUAAUUUACGUGUGAUUCACAUGACACAGUAAGAGAGAUGCCAGGAAAGUAGGGGAGGGGUCAGUCACAGCUCGAGUGACAAGCCCACUGGUGUUCUGUGGGUGGGGAGUGCUUGUUAGGGUUGCAGGGGGACAAGUCAGGCAAGGUUGGACUUGAGAAAAACUGGGCAGUGGUACCAUUGCCCAGGCAAGGAGCAAACGGGUCACGUACACACAUUUAGCAGAGAGAUGAAAAAAUUCCGUGCUCAAAGCAAGACACUGCUCUUCCUCCCGUCUCAGAUUUUACAUUCCCUUAGGAAACUGUUAUCUUCUAACAUGCCGACAUGCAACACAACUUUUCAACUUUACAGCUUGCGGCAAUUCCUUUCAAUGACCAAAUCUAACUCCUGCUUGUAUCUAUCUAAUCUGAAUAGUAAAACCCCUGCUUCUGGCUUGACUUAAAUUGAGCUCGAGGCUGGUUUAAACUAAAAGAGAAGUUGAAUGUUGGAAUUAUGCAAAAAAAAAAAAAACCUCCCAGGUCUGCCUCUUAGUAAGAGCAAGUCCUGUGCCUCCACAACGCUACAAAUGCAGCCACUGUUGGAAAACAAGAUUCAGAGAAAUGUCUGUACAACUGAGAAGAGUUGAGAAAUCUGAUUGCCUUUGGAUCAUGCUUGUUGGAAAUCACAUUACCAGAGAAUUCCUCUUUGAAAUAUAUAGAAUCAUAAAUAGAAUUUCCAUCUAAGUAUCCACCUGAAAGACUAGGGGAAAUUGAUGUCCUGUUUGCCGCUGGGCUUUUACAGGAGCCUGGGAAACCCCUGAGACUCGGGCACAGGUUGGUCCACCUUUCCGGCUCAUGUUAGAAUGUUCUCUGAUAGAAAGUCAAAAGUCAGGGCAUAAGCUGCAGCUAGAGCUGGAUCUGUUCUGGGAGUCCUGGGGGCAGUGGUUCACUCUUGGACCCCAGCCUCGCAUGGGAGUGCACCAGAGAUGGCUUCCAUUUCCCAAGGAGCGGAACGUGGAGGAAAACCAGGAAAAGGUGUCCGCCAUCAUGGUGGGACCUCUCUCCAUUCUCAAACGUCUUUCAAAAAGACUUGCUAAUAAGACAGGUAUUUCCAACCCAUUUUUAUGAAGCCUCCCUAGGCCCUUUCCCUGGGUACUUCUUUAACGCUGAUUGUCCGUUUAUCUGCAGAAAGGCCCUUUGGAGACCCCAGACCAACAGUCAAUCAGCAGUGGCCUCGACCAUCAGUGUCCACAGUUUCAGUUGACAUUGCUUCAGGCUAGAGACUGCAUCCCAACCCAGAGGGUCCACACCAGCAGCUCCAGAAGGCUAUUUCCUCCAGAACCGUCACUGCAUUUUCAGUUGGUUAAGAGUUCUUGCUGCCAGGUGGUAGUGGCCCAUGCCUUUAAUCCCAACACUUGGUAGACAGGAAGAUCUCUGUGGAGUCAGCCCGGUCUGCAAGAGAUAGUUCUGGGACAGCUAGAGCUGUUACACAGAGAAACCCUGUCUUGAAACCCAAAAAUUAACAAUAAUAAUAAAAUAAAAGAGUUCUUGCUGACCAUAACUACCUGUGACUUCAGCUCCAGGAUGUACAAUGCCCUUGGGCACUGCACCCUGUGCACAUGCUCAAACACAUACACAACAUUUUUUAAAGAAAAAUAAUUCUCUGAAAAAAUAUGGGAUGUCCUCUUUUCCUGUUUUGGGCUUAAAGCCCAAAGAGAUUAGUAAAGGUUUAAAGUCCACCAGAAAUUCAUAUGUAUUCUGCCAUAGCAGCUAGAAUAGUAUUGAAAUCACUCAUUAAUAAAUGCAUGGACUCACACAGCCCAAAGGAGACUUCCAAAAAGACAUCAUAGGUUUGAAGUCUCCUGACACAGAUGGCUCUAAUCUUGGACUCUUUCUGAAUAUUUAGUGUGUGUUGGUUCAUAUGAGGGAGAAAAAUAGCAUCCUGCUGGGAGUGGGAGGUCAGGACGGCCUGGAUUUUUAUAUUGAAAGCCUCCUCUGUGCUCUUUUUUGUUUCUGUCUAGCUUUCCUGACAAUAACACUGGUAGUACAGGCUAAAGGAAACCUUGGGUCAUGUGAACAUUGUCAGAAGUGCAGACUCUGAAGGGCUGUGUUCAUUCUGGUGUUGGGAUGAUGUCCUGGUCCACGGACAUCCUUCGAGGGCUCUUGGCAGUUGCUGAUAGACAAGUCUCAUUUCUAGUCAUGAAGUUGAGAGCUUACACUGGGAAUCAGAAGCCCCUGCUUCCCAAAGCAGAGAUGCUGUUAAUGUUAUAAAAAGCACCUAAAUACCUCAACUAUCUGGGCUGAGCAAAGGAGCUUCAGGCUUUCAAGAGGGCGGCUAAUGUCUUCGCUCCACGUAGUGACGACGUAGUGACUGCCAACAGGACCCUGCAUUCUGCUUCUUCUCACUGUGGGAAAGUACCAUGACCAUUUAAUUCAUAUCCCAAAGUUAUAAAUACAACCUGUAAAUUCCACUAAGCUGUUUCAGUUUCGUUUGGUCCUUAAAAAGUACAACUUGCAUUUUGCAGAUGGUCAUUUCUGGUGUGUUCUUGGCUACUUUCCUUUCCUGUAUGAAAUUGUUGUAUUGUUAAUGUGUUCGUUUUGUGGUUUUAAUUCCCAUUGGUGCACUGUACAAUGGGGGCGUUGUAAUGUACCAUGAAGAAAAGGAUAACAUGCAGAUGUCCUAUAAAGUGUGUUUUAUUUUCAAAAUGACUGUGGUGUUGACAAAUAUUUUGAUUUAUCAAAAUACUAAGGAAAGUUAUAAAUUUACCAAAAUGUGUAUAUUUUAAUAAAUGCAUAAAGCUUUAUUGUGUGCCUUUACAUCUAAAUUUUGGGUUAAUUAAAAAAGAAA